UUUUUCGAAAAAAAGUUACUUUAUAACAGCUGAAAAGAGGCUGGAACCCAUGCAAAGACUUAAAUAUCAUCAGUUAUCAAAGUCCUUCAAAUCAGUGAUAACUGUAAUUCACCUAGUACAUUUUCUGAAGAACGAUUUAGUGUUUUUGGAAUAAAUUUAUCGGUUAACACGUACUGAAAACAACAUAAUGGUUGUAAGUAACGAUACUGAAUUACCAACUUAUGAAGAGUUGACAGUUGAAGAGGUACCAAUUAGUACUCCAGGUCUUCGAGCUGCUGCUCAUCAUUUAGGUAAAUAUUGUCUGGAUGUUAAUGAUGAUUUCAUGAUGUGUAAACAAGAAAAUAAUGAUCCUCGAAAAUGCAUAGCAGAAGGAAAAGCAGUAACCAGUUGUGCUCUUAAAUUUUUUAGACAACUAAAAGGUAGUUGUUAUGAUGAGUUCCAAAUAUAUAGUAAUUGUAUUGACAAAUCGAGCAGUCGUCUUGAUUUUGAACCAUGUCGUCAAACUCAAGCUGUAUAUGAUAAAUGUGUAUUUGAAAAAAUGGGUAUUGAAAGACCCGAGCAUGGAUUUUUCUGCAAAGCUCGAGUUUAUACUGGUAGCCAGCCUAAACCACCUCCAGAAGAACCACAAGUUUUUGGAGACUUACCUUAUGGUAUCAAAGAUUUCAAAGAAGAAGAAAGACCACCUGCAAAAUAUGGAUUACGUUAUUGGUGGGUCAAGUAAUUUGGAUGUUCAUUAUGCAUCAAAAAUUCAAUGUUAUUAGUGUUCUUAAUUUUAAUAAAAAGGAAAAAAAUUGAUUACGUAAUUACUUUGCAAUUUCAUUUGGUAGAAAUUUAUAACAUAAAUUAAAAUUAUAAUUAUUAUUAGAAUUGUA
Molecule: messenger RNA, 872 nt
Organism: Daktulosphaira vitifoliae (grape phylloxera)
Lineage: Eukaryota; Metazoa; Arthropoda; Insecta; Hemiptera; Phylloxeridae
Gene: ND-19
Product: NADH dehydrogenase [ubiquinone] 1 alpha subcomplex subunit 8
Exons: 2
Coding region: 188-721 (177 amino acids)
Biological process (GO): mitochondrial electron transport, NADH to ubiquinone
Source: RefSeq, a predicted model, not a curated record